UCCGAGCGCAUUUGGACGUCCUCCUGUCUCGUCUCAGUUGCAGAUGCUGUUUAAUAACAGCUAAUGAGGUUAUUUAAUGAAUGACAAACACUGGAUUGAGCUGUGAAGUGUGUGUGCGUGUGUUUCCUGUUGAUUCAGCAGCAUUGAGAGCAGGGCUGCGUUCAGCUGCGUGUGUGAGGCUGGGGGUGUGUGCAUGCGUGCGUGAGGAUGAUCAAGUGCAUGUGGACCCGUGAGUCGAGAGGAAGGAUGGCUGCUCACGUGUGAGCCACAGCGAGACGGCUUUAUUUCACAGCAGAAAACCCUCAAUGCAUUCUGCUGCAUCGCCACUGAGAUCCACCAGCAUGCCCGCAGAGCUUCAGGAGAAGAAGCCGGACUCUGAGAAACCACCGGCCGAACCGUCAAAUCCAGACACCAAUGAACAGACAGAAGAAGCUCUUCCGGUGGACACACCGUCCUCGGACGGGUCCACAAUCACCUCCAACCCCGGCAGCUCAGAGAACACUCAUACUGAAAGUUCUGGCGUUGGGAUGGAGAAAUCAUCCAGUCCUGAUUCAGAAUCAAAUCCGCUCAGCAACAGCAGCUCUAAUGAACAGGUUGUGUCAACUGGACUGAAGGAACUUUCAUCAUCAGGAUUGGACGACUCUCAAACAUCGUGCCCAGAUCAAGUGAUGCCGCCAAAUGCGUCGAACGAGACGGACCCGCCUCACCCUGAGCCCAGCGUGACCUCUGACACCGCUAAUGAGAAUGUCAAGGAUCAUUCAUCUGUGUUCAACACUUUUAAUAAUAACAGCAGCGCUUUACUGCAUGGAUUCCCGUUCCACCCAUCGUACUCAAACCUGCUCAACCGGAACUACGUACCAGAGAACUGCUACACGCUACCGCUACACCGCGACAGAGGCGGGCAAACUAUGCCAGCCUGUAACAGUGCAUCUAAAGGCGAGCAGGACUCUGGCAUAUCCACCAUCAGCCAUCGGAUCUUAGGUGGGACUCUCCAUUUGAGACCGUCUCUGGAUCUCACCAUGGAUGAUCACCUCGGGCCGUUGCCACACCCGUAUUUCCAGGAUCUGUACAGGAUGCAGACGCUCAUUCCGCAGAAACGUGCCAGCACGGUGAGUCUGGACACGAUUCGGAAGGACCCACGUUGGAGAGACCCGAACCUGCGUGAGGUCAUUGCCAUGUUGAGUCACCCGAUGGACCCCGUGAAGUCCAACGCCGCGGCGUACCUGCAACACCUGUGCUACGAGAACGAUAACGUCAAACAAGACGUCAGGCAGCUCAGAGGGAUUCCCAUCCUGGUGGGGCUCCUCGACCACCCCAAACCGGAAGUCCAUCGCAAGGCUUGCGGCGCGCUGAGGAACAUCUCGUUCGGCAGAGACAAUUUCAACAAGGUGGCCAUUAAGAAUUCCGACGGAAUUCCAGCUCUGCUGAGACUCCUGCGGAAGACGAGUGACAUGGAGGUCCGAGAACUCGUCACAGGAACCCUGUGGAAUCUCUCCUCACACGAGCCUCUGAAGAUGAUGGUCAUAAACCACGGACUGCAGACGCUCACGGACGAGAUCAUCAUACCGCACUCGGGUUUGAGAGGCGACCCCAACGACCCUGCCAGACCUGGAGAUCCGGAGUGGAACACGGUCUUCAAGAAUACGUCCGGGUGUUUGAGGAACGUGAGUUCAGACGGCGCCGAUGCGCGUCAGAGACUGCGCGAGUGUGAGGGACUCGUGGACGCUCUCCUACACGCGCUUUAUUCUGCUGUUGCAAAGAGAGACAUAAAUAACAAAUCGGUGGAGAACUGUGUGUGUAUUCUACGUAACCUCUCCUAUCACGUACACAAGGAGGUGCCCGGAGCCGAGAAAUGCCACGUGCAAGAAGCCAAUCACACUGCGAAAUCAGGCGGCCACCAUAAGACGAAAGAUGAGCCGGACUGCUUCGGUGGACGCACAACCAAAGAAGAAUGGUUUCAUCAGUGUAAACGACACACAGUGAGUGAGAAGAAGAGUUGCGGUGUCGAUCUGCCCAAGAGGAGUGUGCCCAUGAAAGGUCUGGAGCUUCUGUACCAGCCGGAGGUGGUGCGACUUUAUCUGUCACUCCUCAAACUGAGCCAGAACCACAACACGCUGGAGGCCGCGGCCGGAGCGCUCCAGAACCUGUCUGCUGGACACUGGGCCUGGUCCAAUUAUAUCCGUGCAACUGUGCGUAAGGAGAAAGGUCUGCCGGUGCUGGUCGAGCUGCUUCACUCUGAUGCGGAUAAAGUGGUGCGAGCGAUCGCCAUCGCCAUGAGAAAUCUCGCCAUCGACCACAAAAACAAAGAUCUCAUUGGGAGUUACGCCAUGAGGGAUCUGGUCAGUAAUCUGCCCUGCGGUCAGCAGCGACCCGCCAAAAACCUGGAGGGAGACACGGUGGUGGCCCUUCUGAAUACUGUACUGGAGAUCAUCUCUGAAAACCUGGAGAACGCAAGAUUCCUCAUUCAGGGACAGGGAAUCCAGAAACUUGUUUCAAUCAAUAGAACCAGCCAAUCAGUGCGUGAGACCAAAGCUGCAUCGCAAAUUCUGCGGACCGUAUGGGCUUAUAAAGAUCUUCGACACACUCUCUGUAAAGCCGGCUGGAAUAAAACUCACUUCAAGACGGCCAUAUCUGGGCUGCAAAAACUGAAGACCUCAAAACAAGGCAACGAUGACAUCACACUGCCCUUGAUGGAGAAAAACCAAGACGGUUACUGCACCGUUGAUCAGACAGAGAGAGUUGGAGAUUCUCUGUGCCAUAUGAUCGAACGGGAAACAUUUCAGGGUGUAAAUGAUAAGAGGCAUUUCAUCAGGAGCAGCAGACCAGCGGUGGGUUUAGUGGAGGGAACGCCACAGCCGCUGGACUCAUGGGUCUGACCCCAUCACCACGGUUGGAGAGCCACUUUCAGAACUGCGUUUAGAUGGAUAAAACACCUUCCACACAAUUCAUCACUGUAUCAAAUGAGCGAGUCAACACCGUAUCAGAGCUGUGAAACAGUCUUCACUGUUACAUUUAACAAAGCAUAAGAGAUAGUUUAUAUAUAUUGUAUGAUCUACUGUAAGUCUUGUUUAAAAUGUCAUUUCUGUUGUUUAUUUUUUGCUUUGUUGAUGAGUCCCUAAAUUGUAUAAAAUGUUCCAGAUAAUUCUACAAUCACUCACAGAGAAUUUCAGAUCUAUAUCCAGUGUUUUGCACAACAGAGAUGAAGUCGUAACAUAUUAUAAUGAAUAUAACAAAGUUAUUAUGAGACUCAUUAGUCUACUGGAAAAUAGAAAUUGUACCGACUGUAGAAUAUAUCAGAUAUUUCUUUAUUCAUCCUAAAUUAGUUUCAUAACAGUGAUUUAAUCGCUGGAAAAAUAAAAAGCAACACGUUUUAUCUCUUCUUAAUCGAUCUAUAUCUUUUCGUCA
This is a messenger RNA of Xyrauchen texanus (razorback sucker), 3405 nucleotides long. It is a transcript of the gene arvcfa, whose product is annotated as ARVCF delta catenin family member a. NCBI's taxonomy places the organism in Eukaryota, Metazoa, Chordata, Actinopteri, Cypriniformes, Catostomidae. Gene Ontology annotation, cellular component: nucleus; plasma membrane; adherens junction. Gene Ontology annotation, molecular function: cadherin binding. The record is from RefSeq and is a predicted model, not a curated record. Gene Ontology annotation, biological process: cell-cell junction assembly; cell-cell adhesion.